UAGGAACGACGCUAGGACAGCUGAUAUAAGUGUUAUGAAAUACCACGGCAGCCAUUGCAUAGAAAUUGUUGGUAAAAUUACGAGAAUUGGUCGUGUUUAAGUGAGCCUCCGAGGAUAUGGCAACCUCCUUGCAGUUGACACGGACGCCAUCUGGCAGACAUCCUUAGUAAGUGCAAUUUGCAUUUUUCUAUAAUGUUCUAUCUUGACCGUUUUUACCAAGCUUUUCCCGGCCAGUUUUAUCAAUAUUUUGCUUGUCUUUGGGUCAGCGUUUGCCAAGAGAGAAUCAAUUCUUAUAAAAUAGUCGCUAGAAACGAUGGAUUCUUAAGGAAACUUUGCAAAUCUGGGGACUUUCUCAAAUAUAACAUAUAUUACAUAUGGUAAUGACAAGUGCAGCACAGCUGGGCAUAUUAAAGACAUGGGGUUAUAAGGUAUCAAGGUAUGAUAUGAAUACAAAAAUGUCUGAAAAAUCUCGACUUUUUCAGUCUUACUUUUUUCUGCAGCAAUUUUCGAAUGUGGGUUUCCAUUCAUGCGUGGAGUGCAAACGAGUUCUAGCUUUAUGCUGCUAUAAUAAAUUUUUCCUCAUACGAGAAGAGUGCUUUCCCCUGUUUGCCAUUGACAUUGUAGUUUACCUUGUUUAAAGCCAGCAGCAAUUCGAUGUUAUUGAAGAAGAAAUUUAUUUAUCUACUUCUUGAUAUUCUGUUUCUUGAGUCUGGCACAUGGCUUAUCAAUGUCAAUAGGUGAAUCUUUGCCGGGAAACUUAAGCUGAGCAAUUCCUUGUUCGAUAAUCGUUGCAUAAUGCUUUAUGCCUUUUGAAAUUUUAGAAGAACAUUACAUUAUUUGGAAACAAUUCAGGCACAUAGAUAACUUAGUUGUACUCAUUUUAAAGAAUUAAAAGUGGAAUAGCAAAUGGCCACUCGUCUCACAUGUGACUGAGGUGUGAUUAUAAUCAGAGCAUCUUACAACAGUUGAACUAUGGUCGCAAAGACGAGAGGUUAAAAGACAUGCCAUAUCUGUGCCAGACACAGGCAUCCUUUCCUUGUUUAAAACACUGUGGGUUCGCAACAGAAACUAUUUCUAUAUCUCAAUUGCAAAUAUUAUACUACGAUUUUUUAUAGUUUUUUAUAACGUUAUAUAUGAAAGUUUUUUAUAUAAACUUUCAAUUUUGCUUUUACUAAUCUUCAAUCCGCAAACUAAAUUGCAUAUAUAUUGCACAAAUUUGUCUACCAUUUCUUCAAUCACAAUGGAACAGAAAGAAUCCGGUCUAUAGACUAGUAAGAUUAACUUAGUUUACAUUAUCAAUUUCAGACACUAGGUUUUCGUGUUAUAAGCCUAUGCGUAAAAAAGUUUGUCUUUUGUCUGCUUUGUCUCGUUAGUAUUUGAUUAGUGUUCAUGAAUACUGAAUGACAAUGUUUAUUUUGAAAGAAAAGCAUUAUUUACAUUGCCGCGUGAGCUAAUUUGAUGGAAAUUUUUCUGUUGUAUUUUCAUUGCAGUAUGUCUCGUUGGUCGAGAAAUGAACCAGCUUCGUCUAUGAUGUACCUCGGAAACAGUGACCAUUGGUCCAAGUUAAAACACAGGGUAACUAAGCUUUAUGAUAAAUUUAUGCUAGAUUGGACGGCAGAAUAACUUUAUCAGCUCUAAACUCUUCUCCAACAUGUUCCUCUUAACCGAAGUCCAAUUAGGACCGUAGCGAGCGAGGGGUGUACGGGGGUAACAUCCUCCCACAAUCUUCAUUCUUGUGCAAUUUCAGGUAAAUUUCUGUAAAGUGACGUAUAGCAAGUGAACACAAUAAAUGUUCAAAUAUUCAAAAUUUUCUUGGGGGCAUCGCCCCUGAACUCACCUCCUACAUUUAGCCCCCAUAUCUCAUUGUACUAAUAAUAUACUCUCUCGAAAGACUAACACAAACUACUUGAUGGUACUCAUGACAAAACUGCACUAAGUUUCAGAAUAUCAACAUUUUGUUGACGUCUCACUCGAUUGAAUAAUGGUUGGAGCGUUUUGUAAAUGGAACUUAUCGAGUGGAAAUUUGUAUACAUUUAUUACACCUAUAACCAGGAACGAUUGCAAUUUCCACUCAAUAAUCCGUUUCCAUCCAGUAAACCUUCCAACUAUUAUUCAAUCGAGUGAGAUGCCCGACAAAAUCUAGAUCUUGAUAUUUACCCAUACCUUGACAUGGCACUGAUGGCAGUACCUUAUAGUAUAUAUACAUGGACUUGUGGUUAGAGCUCGACAAUGGCCUCUGUAGCUCAGUUGGUUAGAGCGCUGCUCCGAAAUCGCAGGGCCGCAGGUUUGAUUCCUGCCAGGGACCUAUAAUUUCAUUUUUUACAGCUGUUCCUGCAUGGUUAGGCCUGAUAAAUGUAUAUGGAAUGGACCAUUCCCCAAUUAACCAAAAUUUUGAACUCAACAAGUCUAGACAAAUAUUUCAACACAGCUUGAAAGAGCAUCACAAAAUUAGUAAUAUUCCAAAGUUUCGUUGCAAAAUGUUGUAAAAUGUGGAUAAUAUAGCCUUGCGAAGUUUGCAAUUUUCAGUCAUUUUCGAUUACAAACGGGAAAUGGUUACCAUUUCUGUGCGUAAUACAAAAUGACUGAAAAUUACAAACUUCGCAAGGCUAUAUUAUCCGCAUUUUACAACAUUUUGCAACGAAACUUUGGAAUAUUACUAAUUUUGUGAUGCUCUUUCGAGCUGUGAUGGAAUUUUGUCUAGACUUGUUGAGAUCAAAAUUUUGGUUAAUUGGAGAAUGGUCCAUUUCCAUUCGAUAACUUUCUGAAACCCUCCAAGUAAAUUUCAGACACUGUUUUGAUAUAAUUAUGUAAAACGUAAUUUGCGACGUCGCUGGGUCCAGUGCAUGCAUACAGGGGUAAACUGACUAUAGCCCUAGACACUUGGAAAAAAUCCUGCGCUGUUUGUGCGAAUCAUUUUAACAAAAUAUGAACACUCCACGACGUGAAAGCGGUAAAAAGAGAAUAAAAUUUAAAUUUGGCGGCAUGACAAAAUACGAUGGCGAAAAUUAAGCGGUGGAUUUUGGCCUUCGAGAUUCAGAGUUGGCAUGGACUAAUUGUCAACUGCAGACGUUAUAUAUGCUCAUAUUAUCUCAUUCAUCACACAAGGUCUUCUUCGACCGAUUUGAGGCUGCCUUUAGUUAAAACUGAUAUCAGCAAAGCUAAGAUAUCCUAUAGAGGCGCAAGUCUUUUCAGUUCCUUACCUAGCAAUCUAAAAACUAUUGAAAGUUAUACGGUUUCAUCUUUCACAAUAAAACUUAAAGAAUUGUUUCUCCAACUCAACUCAACUACAAUGUCAAUGUACAACAUGUGGACGAAUUUCAGGGACGGAACUACCGAACUAGACGCGAUAAUUGGGGUGGGGUGGGGUGGGUGUAUAUUCAUAUAUUCAUGUUCACAAAGCGUAAAAACAAUCGCUUUCAAAAGAAAUCCGUCGGGCAGAACACAAAUAAUAGAGAGGUUAAGAUACCCCGGUUUCGGUGUACGGGUACCGGUAGCAUGAUUUUGGUUAGCAAUAUUUUCGUCGAUGUCUGUACCUUUACUCGUAAUUAAGAUGCACAUUUUUCCCAUUAUAUCAUUGUCUUAUUGCAAGAAAACAGAAAAAGUAUGAUUGAAUUACAGGCAUCAGUAAAAACUAGUAAACAAGAUGACACUACUCGUACCCGUACACCGAAACCGGGGUAUCUUAAACUCACUAAUAUGAAUAUGCUCCCUCCCCCAAUUAUCGCGUCUAGUUACGGCCCUGACGAAUUUUCCUGCGCUAUAUGCAAACAUGUUGUGCUUUGUCAAUGCUUUGGUAUCAGGUCAUAAACUCAUGUAUAGUCAUAUAUAUAGUUAGAUAGAAUAUCUUUAUGAGGAACAUAGGGGAGAAUACGUUAGUGGUAACUAUGUAAAUAUUGUUUUUUCCCUGUUUAAAUAAAGCAUGUAUGUAUUAUAUCACGAACAAACGUGUAACCACAUAUUUCGUUCUGCGCAACCAUCAGAGAUUGUUAUGGCUUUUAAUAUGAUCUCAAAUCCUACUGUUUCGAACUGGUACCCUUCCCGAAAUUAACGUUGUUCACUUAUGGCAGUCGAUUGAAGGUUCAUCGAUGCGCUCCCGCCUAUACAAAAACAUUAAACACGGUACCAAACCACAUGACCCAAUUGCUCUUUAAUGAUUUGAGUGUGGUACAAUUCUUAAUGGUUUAUUUGACUGUUUCCGGGAAAUAUCACGUAGGUCAAGGUUCCGUGAAUUUGAAAGUUCACAAACAUCUGGAAUGCGCGGUUUUGUUUAUUCACAUAUUUCCUGUUAUCAAACUCGAAUUAACAUUCCAAAACUCAUUAGCAAUUGAUGCGCAAAACAUAAAGGAUAUCAGAUAAUACUUUGAUAACCCGCAAUCAAGGGGCAACAUAUAACGUAUUCACAGUGACGUCAACAUUGAAGGUGUGGGGGGGAGGGGAUUUUCUUGAAUAGAAUAUCGCGGAUAAGAUGAAUUUGCACACGCGCUUAUAUUGUUACUGCGUGCGUUAAUAAUGACAUAAAAUUGAUAACUGCUUGUGCAAUUUUCUGCAGUCUAAUGUUUCAUGUUGUCUGGAUAUGUACUUUCUUUGGAGACACCAUUUGCUUCCCGAUAAAUCGGAAAAUAAUCAAGAUAGUGACUCUGAUUGAUUUACUAUAUUGACAUAUGACUGUUGACAUUACUCAGUUUUUAGUCUUCAACAGGGUCUUCAAUAUUUGAGUGAGUCAUGCUUUGGAAAUGACAAUACAUUUUUAUUACCCAACCCACGAGUUGUUUUAUUUUUCAGUUACCCAACACUUUUCUCUUCAGUGCCACCCCAGCCUGUGUUCCAGUCCACUACACAACUGUGUAAUGAACUGGAACACAAUCCUCCAUAAAUAAUGCCGCUCGAUUCCUUGAAGUGAUUUUAAAACACUUCUCUAUAACACCUCGUAUUUCAACACACUUUUCAUAGUUUCAAAUUAGCCCGUGGUAAAUUCCAGGCGCCUGCCUUUUGAUAUCAUUUUAUGCGAUUGCUGAAUGGAAUUUUUGUAAAACAGAUUACAAUGGCUAUUACUUGUAAGCCUUAAUUGCAUCCUUGAAGGAUUAUUGAAAAGAGAAAAUUUGGUUCCUAGGAUGUGAAAAGUAAAAUUCUAUAUGAAUGCACGUUUAGAAAUACCAUAGUGACACGGUUAAGCUAAGUAAGGUAUAUAAAAUUAAAAAAUCAAAGUUGUACAAUAUUAAAUUUUUACAAUGCACGUCAUGGUAUCUAUAAUUUAUGUCACAUGGCCGGAUGUAAUUUGGUAAAUAGGAUUGUUAAAGAUCGCUUAAGAUUAAGGGGUAUAAUGGCCUAAGUAGAUGCUCUUGUGCGUUCAGUAUUCGAUACGCAAAUUUAUUCUGUCGUAUUAAAGGACAUUGGCAAUAAAAAAUUAGUAUGUCUCAUUCAAAAGAACUCUUAAAAUUAUAUAUUAAACUCUAUUACCAAUUUGUCAUAUCUUGCUUAGUUCUCGAAAUAUUUAGACCGAAAUUAAUGAGCUUUCCGCAUAGUUUAGUAUCAACUAUAAAACACCCAAAUAUAUAAACUUGUAAUGAAUAUUUUUAUAAAAUGUAUUUAACAUACCAUAUAUAGGCGGCCAUUUUGACGCUGAAAUACGAAGAUGGUGACACUGGCGUUGCAUUCUGGACCGACAAUGAACCCUACGAAGAUAGUAAGUUGAUUUAUGAAAGUUGUUGAAUUGGCUCGAGUUCACAUGAAAUAAUACUAACAGUUUGGGAACUUCAGCCAACGGCAUAAAACAAAGCCUAACUUCCUUCUUUUGCCAUUUGGGCCAAAGCGUACAUUAGGCUACUUAGCUACUAAACUUUAUUUACCUCUUGAAAGAACUUGUGAACUAUUUUGAACAACGCAUAAGUAACAAUAGCAAUAGUCGCCGUGAAAUCAUAUAAAACAGUCCAAACUGCAAAGGACUUCGAACGUAACUGUUAGCGUGGUUAUGAGCUGUGAAAUGAUGUAAAUAACGAACAACUACGACGUACUAGAAUGCUCAGGGUUUCCCAUGUUUGAAAUGUGUACAAAGCUUGAAAAUCUUUGGUUUGCCUUUUGUGAACAGAGCAAGAACUACAGUAUACCGUCUUCAAUUGCGGGAACCAUUGCGUAUUAUACAGUGUGUAUAAAAAAAACGCAACCUCGGAAUUUCCUAAGAAAUCCACUUUGCAAUCUUAAGCAUAAAAGAUUUUAGGCCCCUGGAAAUUGAAAUCGAUUUGCUAAAUACAAUGUGUAUAAAAAAACGCAACCUCGGAAUUUCCUAAGAAAUCCACUUUGCUGAUUCUUAAGCAUAAAUGAUUUUAGGCCCCUGGGAAUUGAAAUCGAAUUGCUAAUAUAUCAUAUUGUUGUUGUACUGUACUUGUUAAAUAACGUAUUAAGGCGUCAUUAAAUAAAUGCGUAAAUUUUGCUUUAUACUGUACACUCGCGUGUGCAGUAAUUUUGACAGUUGUGCUAUUUUAAAUUCCCAGGCACCCUAAAAUCUUUUGUCCUUAAAACAAUGUCGAUUUCUUGGGAAAUUCCGAGGUUGCGUUUUUUUUAUACUGUACACCCGGUACAAGGUGCUCAAUAAAGUAUAGCCUUUGAAAUCAAGCCUUUGUUGGAAUUUGAAUGCCAUAUUACAGUGUUGAACCGACGGGUGCCUACGACAGAAUACAGGGUGAUGAAAAAAAUGUACACCCUUUCAAAUUCAAAUUAACCGUAAUAUAUUGUAGUAAUUUGACAGCCGUAUAAUUUCUCGAAUUAAAGCUGGAGUAAUACGAGCAACAAAAUUGCUGCAACUUGCAACAAAAUCUGAUUUCAACGCAUGUUAAGUAGAAAUAUUGACACAUGUUGCCUCCUGAUUUGUAAUGUGUGUGUGUGAACAUUUUCAAUUAACAUGCGUUGAAAUCAGAUUUUGUUGCAAGUUGCAGCAAUUUUGUUGCUGGCAUUACUCCACCUUAAUGAAUGCGUGAAAACACAAGGUCUUUUGCACAUGGAAAUUUAGGAUAACUUCUAUUUGUAUGUGAAGUUGUGAACUAAUAUACAACUCAAAGAAAAAUGUUUAAAUUAAGCAUUAUUCAAGUCUGCAAAAUGGGCCAGCUUAUACUGCAGAGCAACGAAUAUUUAAAAGUUAUGGCUAAUUUGAAUUUGAAAGGGUGUACAGUUUUUGAUACAGCCUGUGAAGCAAAAACCUUUAAAAAACUCAUUGAUAAUUCAUGAAGAAAACACAAAGAAAAAUCAUAAGCGUGUCGUAUCUGUAUAUGUGAUACAGAUUCACGUUGAUUUACAUAAACUUUAACAUUGAUUUUCUCGGCUUAGACAAAAUUUAUUUUUAAAAUUACAUCGCCAAUGAACUCAUAAGAUGAGUCGUUUUUUAAGUUGUUUACAACAUUCGCGUCCGUGUUGUACCGGAUAUACAAACUCUCGCCUUCGGCUCGAGUUUGUAUAUCCGAUACAACACGGCCGCUCAUGUUGUAAACAUUACAUCCAAUACAAUGUAUAUAAACAUAUAUCUACUCUCAAUUUAGCGAGCCGAUCGAGAAGUCAACUUCUGAGACGUGAACAUCAACAGAACAACAAACGGCUGUCGUCGAUCGGAAACAAAACAUUCACGGAAACGAUGAUUCAGAGUUUGAACGGCGAGAAGCCUGGACAUCACACAUUGUACAGAUAUAAUAACAAAGAUGUCCUGCGCAGCUCAGCUAACGACAGGGCGCGCGAAGGAUUUCGGUAUUGGGUCUUGGAGAAGCCCAUUCACAAAGGUUAGAUCAUAGCAAUGCUGUUACUACAAACGCUACUAAUUUAAGGGCCUUCGCUCGAAAAUUCUGCGCUUAUAUUGUCAGGUAGGUAUAUCCCUUUCAAUGCGCACCUGCAUGGCCGAAAAUCAUGGACAUGAUUAUUCUGUUUCCUUACUAAUCAUACAGAGGGCAAAAUUACUCAGAUAUUAUUGGCUAAUGAGGAGGGCAUUUUUUCUUGAUUCAGGGCAAAAUUACUUGUACCUGAUUGGCUGAAACGCAAGCGCGGGAAGUUUGUUGUUUUAAUUAAUAGCAAUAAAAACAAUGGCUUCUCGCUUUGUCGUCGCGGAUAAUGAUGUUAAUGAAGAAUUAAAAACUUCUAGUGAAAACUUGAACACUAGAAAAAGUACAAAUUUAUUGGUUGGAAUAUUUAAGAAAUGGGCAGGCAGGGCAGCAUUAAGAAACGUCGGUGAAGACAUGGAGACAUAUACGAGAUUCAAGGACUUGACAAGUUCACAAUUAACUUACGAAUAAAUUUUGCCCUCUGUGAUUAACAAGUAAUCGCAUAGUUCCUCGUAAAAUUAAGGUUUAAUUUCACUUGUGUUUUCAAAGUUUCACAAAUUGCCCUCGUCGCUUUGAAAACACGCGUGAAAUUACACCUUAAUUUUACUCGGCCCCGCAUGCGAUUACCUACUACUAAUUUGAAUAUAUUAAUGUUGAAAUAUGGCUCCUGCAGUAAGCUAAUUUCUCAUCCAAUUUUCAUCCAAAUUGAACCAAAAUCAGUUAAUUAAUUUGUCCUGGGACUAUUUCUGUUAGCCCCGCAAAUUUUCGUAUAAAUACGUUGGGUAUUGUUUGAGUUAUCGUACUGACAGACAAACACACCAUCACACAUGCAAACACGACGGACCUUACAGACCUCUAAGGGCGCUUUCCAUUUAAUGGCCUGACCCGAAUUAUUUUCUCUGUAUCAACGGAAAGAUCUGGUCUAUGUAGCGAAAAUGGACCUCAUUCUAAUGUUAUCUAAAUUCUCCGGUCAGAUAGGUCCGAAGCCCAAAUAUUUUGUGUUCCAUUGGCAAAAAUUUGACCCUGUUCUGGCCCGUGUUAAUGGUAAGCGCCCUAGGAAGAACAGCUUAUAUACAUAGAUCUUGUAAAAAUGAAGUCAAUCUAGUUCAGUUAAGUUUGUCGUAAUCUGAUAUUAAACCAUGUUUUUCUAUAUAUUACAGGAGGAAAAUACACAACGGGCGCAAGGACAUCAGUCCUAGGGCUUGGAAAGUCUUUCUUCCCGUAAACGAUGCUUAACGAAGCGUUUGUGUGAAUAUAAGAACAACUAUAUGUUGUUUGUGUGUAUAUAAGAGUGAAACAACAAGGGCUAAUAGUUAAUACCAUCAGCAAGGGCACCACAGUCGACCACAGACUAUAGUUGUCGACGACGUUGUUAUUGUUGACGACAAAAUGUUGUCGACGAUUAAAAUCAGGUGUGUGACAAAAGUUGUCGACUAGAAACUUGACUUUUAGUCGACAAAGGGUUUUUCUAGUGAGUUAGGAGUAGCUAUCGCACAAAACUAUUAAUAGUGGGCAAAUAAAAGUUGUCCGACAAAAAGCUAGCUGUCAUCGACAACAAGUCACCCUACUAAUAGUCGGUGGAGACCUUAAAAGAGUGCAUGAUCAGAUGUCAGCUCAAAUUGGCAAAGACAUUCAAUUUAAAUUAGAUUAAGCAUUGCAUUUAGAAAAUAUCUUAUUGACGUUGUUUUAAAUGUUCUCCUGAGGUCGGUUGUAUAAAAAGGUAUUUAAAGUUAAUUAACUACAGUUAGUGCAAAAAUUAACCAAUCACAUAUAAUUGUGUAUUUUUGAGUAAACUACAAAAUUUAACUACAAAAUAUUAGUUAAGAAGUGGUUAAGAGGUUUUAUACAACCGGCGCCUGUUUGCACAUUAUGAAUUACAGCAUUGUCGUGGGAAUAACACUUCUUUUUUGGGAAUCAAAAAUCUCGGAAUCUUUGUCUCAGCAGAGUGUUAAUGUUUAACAUCUUUUUUUCUCUGGUUAUAUAUUUAUGUAUAAUAAUAUUUUUAUAUUUAUCUGCAUGCAAAACAGUUGUUAAUUUAAAGUAAUAAUUAUUAGAAAUGUCAGUCAAUAGAGGCAUUGGUG
Molecule: messenger RNA, 9877 nt
Organism: Paramuricea clavata
Lineage: Eukaryota; Metazoa; Cnidaria; Anthozoa; Malacalcyonacea; Plexauridae
Source: the annotation of a GenBank genome assembly